Messenger RNA from Kluyveromyces lactis, 1002 nucleotides. It is a transcript of the gene RPN8, whose product is annotated as proteasome regulatory particle lid subunit RPN8. Bases 1 to 1002 code for a protein of 333 amino acids. The transcript has a single exon. Gene Ontology annotation, cellular component: proteasome complex; proteasome regulatory particle. Gene Ontology annotation, biological process: proteasome-mediated ubiquitin-dependent protein catabolic process. Lineage: Eukaryota; Fungi; Ascomycota; Saccharomycetes; Saccharomycetales; Saccharomycetaceae. Gene Ontology annotation, molecular function: protein binding; metallopeptidase activity. The record is from RefSeq and is a predicted model, not a curated record.
AUGUCUGUACCUUACGAACAAGUUUCAGUUGCACCAUUGGUGUUACUUUCCGUAUUAGACCAUCAUCAGCGUACAAAUACUCCGGAGAACAAGAGAUGUUUAGGUGUCAUUCUAGGUGAUAGUUCCACGGCAACCGUGAGGAUAACUAAUUCGUUUGCGUUGCCGUUCGAAGAAGACGAGAAGAAUCCAGACGUUUGGUUCCUAGAUCACAACUACAUCGAGACCAUGAACGAGAUGUGUAAAAAGAUCAAUGCGAAAGAGAAGCUAAUUGGUUGGUAUCACAGUGGUGGGAAAUUAAGGGCUUCUGAUUUAAAGAUUAACGAGUUGUUCAAGAAGUACAGUACCAACAAUAAUCCCGUGUUGUUGAUACUCGAUGUGAAACAAGAGGAUAUCGGACUACCAACGAACGCAUAUGUGGCUGUGGAACAGAUCAAGGAUGAUGGUACUUCGACUGAGCGGACCUUUAUACAUAUCCCAAGCACUGUGGAAGCAGACGAGGCGGAAGAAAUUGGUGUUGAACAUCUACUCAAAGAUGUCCGUGAUCAAGCUGCAGCUGGUUUAUCUAUAAAGCUAACUAAUCAAUUAAAUUCUCUUAGGGGCUUGCAAAGAAAAUUGAAAGACAUAGUAGCAUACUUGGAAAAAGUGGCAAACAACGAGUUACCUGUGAACCACAUAAUUUUAGGAAAAUUGCAAGACAUUUUCAAUCUUCUUCCAAACCUCGGAACCCCAGAUAAAGAUGAAAUGAUCGGCUCAAGUCAUGUCUUAGACAAUGUUACCAACAAUUUGGAAAAAGCCCUCACAGUUAAAACCAAUGACGAACUAAUGAUCAUUUACAUAAGUAAUCUGGUCAGAGCCAUAGUUGCAUUUGAUAACUUGAUUGAGAACAAAAUUCAAAAUAAGAAACUUCUUGAAAAGCAUUCGAAAGUUGAAGUAGAACAAAAGGAGGAUGCCACUAAUGACGGCAUCCCUGCUGAGUCGAAUUCGGUACCUACUAAGAACUGA